Messenger RNA from Dracunculus medinensis (Guinea worm), 1266 nucleotides. The record is from the annotation of a GenBank genome assembly. NCBI's taxonomy places the organism in Eukaryota, Metazoa, Nematoda, Chromadorea, Rhabditida, Dracunculidae.
AUGUCAAUAAAUGGUUUAAAAAUAUUCCGGAAUGUCGUCGUUCACCGAUUUUCUCCAUUAUUACCAAAGAAAAUUUUUUUGUCUUCAUUAAACAGCUUGGCUUUAAUGCAGAAACGUUCAAUAGUUCAUAAAAAUUCGUUAAAGCUCGAUGAAGAGACGUAUCCUGAGCCAUGGCCAUAUAAAGAAAAAGGAUUUUCUUUUUUCCAUGCAAUUUUCGAUCGUACACAACCUAGGUUUCAUCAGAAUUCGAAGCUUAUUGUUGUUGAAGGAAAUAUUGGUUCUGGAAAGACACACACAGCGAAAGAAAUCGCUGAUCAGUUAGGAUUCUACUUUAUGCCGGAAUUUAAAAUGGAACAUAUUCUUAUCGAUCGUUAUGGAAAUGACCUAAGAAAUUUCUAUCAUUUGAUUCCUCAAUCAUAUCGUGUACCAGAUAUGGAAAUGUUUUACAAAAAUCCGGGUUCGAAUAUGACAGCUGUUAUGUGUAAUAAAAUUUUUCAAUGCCGUUUCGAGCAAUAUCUAAACGCUUUAGCACAUAUUUUGAAUACUGGACAAGGUGUCGUACUUGAGCGAAGUCCAUUCUCAGAUUUCAUUUUUAUUAAUGCACUGCGAUCUAAAAAUUAUAUUGGACCUGAAUAUUUCAAGCACUAUUACUAUGUACGAAAAAAUGCUUUAGCAAAAUUAUUUUUUUGGCCACAUCUCGUAAUAUAUUUGGAUGCGCCAAUUGAAACUUGUCUACAAAAUAUACGAAAUGAAGGAAAUAUUGACAAGGCAGCUGUUGCUGAUGCAUCUUUUAUUUCGAUAAUUGCCGACUCUUAUAAGGAUUGCAUAAAGGAAUUCAGACCACACUCCAAAAUAUUGGUUUAUGAUUGGACAAUGCCUGGUGAUACCGAUCGAAUCAUCGAGGACAUCGAAAAUAUCGAUUUCGACUUCUUUGAAUGGCAUAGUGGCGAUGUUUUCGAAGAAUGGUUUACGACAAUUGGUGAAAUUGCAUGGGGAGGAUGGCGUAUUUAUGUUACAUCAAAAUUCGAAGCGUAUAUGCGUGCGUUUGGGGGUAUACCCACUCAUGAAGUAAACGAGUUAUAUGUUAAUCCGCGAGACACGGGCCAUUUUUUGAAUGUCAUACAGAAAGAGGUUUUGAAAAGCCCAUAUACAUAUGGUUAUAAUCCGAAGUAUGGUGAUUCUAUUUUUGCUGGUUUUAUAGUUGGUGGUGGAAAAGUUUUAUUGCCAGAACCCUGGUUAGUUUCAAUUUUUUUCAAAUUUCGUUAG